Penicillium alfredii is the source of this 717-nucleotide messenger RNA. Its product is annotated as putative lactoylglutathione lyase (Glo1). Bases 1 to 717 code for a protein of 238 amino acids. The transcript has 2 exons. NCBI's taxonomy places the organism in Eukaryota, Fungi, Ascomycota, Eurotiomycetes, Eurotiales, Aspergillaceae. The record is from RefSeq and is a predicted model, not a curated record.
AUGCCCCCCGACCCAGGCGUCUUCCAACCAGGCGGCCCAAAAAGCCUCAACGCCCCGCCAACCCCGCCAACAAGCAACUACCGCCUCAACCACCUAGCCCUGCGUAUCAAGGACCCGGCACGGUCCCUGCGCUUCUACAUAGAGCUGCUGGGCAUGCGCAUGGUGUUCAGCAUGAACGCAGGGCCCUUCACGAUCUACUAUCUGGGCCACCCGCCGCCUAAUACGAGCGAUGUCGAAGAGUGGGCGCGGACGACGAGCGAGAUCCCUGCUCUGACGCGCACGAGUGGGUUACUGGAGUUGUAUCAUGUGCAUGGUACGGAAAGAGUAUAUUCACAACAACCAGAUAGUAAGAGUCAGGCGCAAGUAGAUGCAGAGGCAGGAGACGCAGAAGACGCAGAGAAAGGGGAAGGAGGAGGUGGGGAGAACCAAAUCCAUAUCUCGAAUGGUAACCAGCCGCCGCAUCUGGGCUUUGCCCAUCUAGGGUUCACUGUACCCGAUAUUCGAGAUGCCCUGGAGCGGCUGCGUGCAGCGGGCGUGCCUAUACUGAAGGAUUUAGGGAUGUGCUCGCGCGAGACAGCGGGCCUGUCUCGGUGGGAGGAAGAGAGGGGGGUUGGCCGGGGAGAGAUUCAUACAAACUAUGCGUGGUUCUUUGAGAAAUUUGCCAUGGUGGCAGAUCCGGAUGGGUACUCGAUCGAGUUGAUCCCUCAGAACAUCUGA